AUGGACCAAAAUUAUCACCAGCGCUCUCAAGCAACUUUUCUAGGUGUAUAUCCUCGACGACCUCUCCCCACCCCCACCGUCACAUUCACCAUGUUCGUCCCUCGCCGGGCUCUCUUCGCGGCCCAGAGGCUGCCUUUCGCCCGGGCUCGCCCAAUUGCACCUCUGAUGCGCUAUUCCACCGAGGCGACCAAGACCGCCGCACCCUCUGCCACCGCCGUCCCCUCCACGACGGAGAGCAGCGACAAUUCGAGUGCGAAGCCUGAUGUUACGCUUCAGAAGCCCUCCGAGGACGUCACACAGGUGAACCAGGAGGAUGUCUCGAAGCCCGCUGUAAAGUCUGCAGCGAAGUCUGCCGCCAAGCCAGUCCCGGCGCCCACAUACGCCAAAGCGAAGCCCGUCUCCAAAGCAAAGCCUUCUUCUUCCAAGCCGGCCGCAAGCACCUCAAGCGGCCCGAGCAACCCGUACCAGCCUGCGCCUGUGGCUGAGCAGUCACUGAGCGAGUCAAAGCCGCGCCAGGAGCCUCUAGGCUCGCCUCGCAUUUGGGAUGGCAAGCACGCGGAUGCGCCCCAUGAGGUUGACUGGGAGAAGAGCUGGUUUGGAAUUGGGUCCCGGCCCGUCACUGCGGAACAGAAUAGGGUCCUCGCGCGGCCAAUCAACCCGGACGACGUUGAGGUUAAACCUGAUGGUAUCGUCUAUCUGCCAGAAGUCAAGUACAGGCGGCGGCUGAAUGAGGCGUUUGGACCUAUGGGAUGGGGUAUGGUGAACCGUGGAGAGGUGGUUGUGGGAACUAAUAUCGUGACGCGCGAGUACGCACUCAUCGUCAACGGCCGCUUCGUCUCCCAAGCGCAGGGUGUCAACAACUACUUCUCUGCCGAGGGUCUCCCCGCCGCCAUCGAGGGCUGCAAGUCCAACGCCCUGAUGCGAUGCUGCAAGGACCUCGGUAUCGCUUCUGAGCUCUGGGACCCCGUCUUCCUGCGCUGGUUCCGCAAGCACUACAUGGAAGAGCGCUGGGUCGAGCACGUCACGACCAAGAAGAAGAGGACCUUUUGGUACAAGAAGGGUCUCGCCGAGCCAGUGUUCCCCUACAAGCUGGUUUAA
Molecule: messenger RNA, 1098 nt
Organism: Fusarium falciforme
Lineage: Eukaryota; Fungi; Ascomycota; Sordariomycetes; Hypocreales; Nectriaceae
Exons: 2
Coding region: 1-1098 (365 amino acids)
Biological process (GO): interstrand cross-link repair; recombinational repair
Cellular component (GO): mitochondrial chromosome; mitochondrial nucleoid
Molecular function (GO): single-stranded DNA binding
Source: RefSeq, a predicted model, not a curated record